Molecule: messenger RNA, 1535 nt
Organism: Pocillopora verrucosa
Lineage: Eukaryota; Metazoa; Cnidaria; Anthozoa; Scleractinia; Pocilloporidae
Source: RefSeq, a predicted model, not a curated record
GCACCAAAUAAAUUAAGAUACCAAAUUUUUAAAAGCCCAUAACAGGUAGGGUGUUAACUUACAGCAAUCAAGUCGGUCAUUUAGGGGAUUGGAAAAUCUUCGAAAGAGCAAUAGGAACAUUGGCAAAUACGAGGAUGAGCCUCAAACAGUUCCUUUAUUCCAUAUGGAUAGUCUUACUGAUGCAGAGAAAGGUCUUCGGCGCUGCAGGUAACUAUUGUCCGGAAUUUACCCGACUAGGUUGCUUUAAAGACUCGAUGAAUCCUCGCCCCCUACCGACAAUUCUUAUGACGGACCGCGACCCUGGCAUGAGGGUGUACAGCGGUGUUAAAAUUGACUGGAAAGGGUGGAACGACUACAUGACUGACCUAGCCUGCAGAUGUGCUAAAAAGACAAAGAAGUCUGGAUUUAAGGUCUUUGGACUACAAUUUUUUGGUGAGUGUUGGUCGGGUGUUAACGCUGAAAACACUUAUAAACAAGACGGACCCAGUCAAGAAUGCUUAACAAAUGACUUCCUCAAAUGUGGACCAAAAGACAAGUACUGUGUCGGAAAACAAGACACUAACUUUGUGUACGCAUUAAACGCUUCAAGUCCAACGUCACAGCCGACUGACCAGCCAAAGACAAAACCGACGACCAUUCCGAAGACCAAGCCGACGACGAGGCCGGAAACUGUGCUGACUUCAAGUCCAACGUCACAGCCAACUGGCCAGCCAAGGAAAAAACCGACGAUCAUUCCGAAGAUCAAGCCGACGACGGGGCCGGAAAGUGUGCAGUCUUUAUUUCCAUCGCCGAAAUCGGAACAUCACGACGAUUUGGCAUGCAAGGUGUAUAACUUAACAGUACUACUGUCGAACAAUUCCUUUGAUGAUCAUUUAAGGUUUGCACAUUCGCCACAGUUCAUUGAGCUCAGAAGAGAGUUUGAACUUGGAGUUUUGCAAGCGUACGAUGGAUAUAAUCCUUUUCUCGGCGUUACGACUUUGAGAUUCAGCAAAGCCCCGGGAGACAGUCACACUGUGGUGCACUUUGUGAUCGAGUUUAAAGACAAAGGAGUCCAUCUUCAUAACUUAACUGCGGCAUUAGCUCGUGAAAAUUUGGGCAAGCUCACUCUUCUCCCAUCACUUGGUCAAGUUGCAUGUUACAAGGGACCCUUCCCUCCAGUCUGCCCACUUCCAUGUUUCUCUGCCUGUGCUCCGCGCUGCUACUUCAGCUGCUGCCAGCAGUACCACCUUAACUACUAUGCUAUCCUACCGCCUCCACAUAAUAUUCAUCGAGCCCCAUGCCCAGAGGGCUGCCCUAUCACAUGUGCACCUUUCGGAUGCACUACUCACUGCUGUCAUAGUCUGCCGCAUUAUGAAUACGGGAAACGUCACCAAGCUCCAAAGCUAGGGAGCAAUCGAAAAUUGGCCACAUCUUCCAUAGACAUCAUAAGAAGAAUUAAAAGAAAAAAGAAAAAACCAGGGGCAAAAAGAAUCAAAGAAACAAAUUCCAGCGAGAAGAAUUUUUGAUUUUUUGCUAAUUUCAUAUGAUGAAAGGUC